This is a messenger RNA of Phyllopteryx taeniolatus (common seadragon), 2119 nucleotides long. RefSeq lists its product as uncharacterized. Bases 1413 to 2075 code for a protein of 220 amino acids. The record is from RefSeq and is a predicted model, not a curated record. NCBI's taxonomy places the organism in Eukaryota, Metazoa, Chordata, Actinopteri, Syngnathiformes, Syngnathidae. The transcript is spliced from 5 exons.
CGUCAAAAAUAAAUCUCCGCUUCCCCUCAUCGACCCCUCGUUUGAACCCCUCUGCGACGCCCGGAUAUUCACCAAGUUGGAUCUACGGAACGCCUACCACCUCAUCCGUAUCCGAGAGGGGGUGAAUGGAAAACCGCUUUUAACACCCCUCUCGGACACUUCGAAUGCCAGAUGACAUACUCAUUUUCUCCUGCUCCCUUGAAGAACAUCACCGUCAUGUACGCCAAGUCCUCCAACGCCUCCUCGAAAACCGCCUGUAUGUUAAAUCUGAAAAAUGUGAAUUCCACCUCUCCUCCGUACACUUCCCUGGCUAUGUUAUCUCUAAAGGACAACUACAACCCGACCCUACCAACAUCCAAGCCGUUGUGAACUGGCCCACUCCCACCACCCGCAAAGUACUGCAACGUUUCCUUGGAUUCGCCAAUUUCUACCGUCGAUUCAUCCGUAAUUACAGCAAGGUCGCAAUUCCCCUCACUAGCCUCACAUCCACCAGCUCCCCCUUUCAGUGGACCCCGGCAGUAUCCCAAGCAUUUAGUCAACUCAAGACCUUGUUCACCAGUGCGCCCAUUUUUCGCCACCCUGACCCCUCCCUCCAAUUCGUGGUCGAGGUUGACGUCUCAGACACGGGGGCAGGGGCUGCCUCUCGCAGCGGGACCCCACGACCCAGAAACUUCACCCCUGUGCCUUUUUUUCCCGUCGUCUGUCUCCUGCCGAGAGGAACUACGACGUCGGCAACCGAGAGCUACUGGCCAUUGUAUGGGCCUUGGAAGAGUGGAGGCACUGGCUGAAGGGGACUGAACUACCGUUCAUCAUUUGGACAGACCACACGAAUCUCUCCUCCGCCAAAGGCCUUAACCCUCGACAAGCUUGCUGGGCUCUCUUCUUGAGCAGGUUUAAUUUCAGUCUCUCCUCCUGUCCUGGCUCCAAAAACAGCAAACCAGAUGCCCUGUCACGACUUUACUCACCCCCCUCCAGGCCUGAUGAACCGGAACCCAUCCUUCCUUCCUCGUGCUUCGUUGGAGCAGCCACUUGGCAGAUCGAACAGGUGGUUCAGGAGGCCCAAAUGACUCACCCGGAUCCCAAGACCGGGCCUCCAAACCGCCUGUUUGUACCCGAUUCCGCACGCUCUGACGUUCUUCAGUGGGCUCACAACUCCAAACUCACCUGUCAUCCUGGCAUCACCCGCACCAUACAGUUCAUCCAGCAGCAUUUCUGGUGGCCCAGCCUUAUUCAAGACACCCGGGAGUUCGUCCAAGCCUGCUCCGUCUGUGCCCAAGGGAAGUCUUCACACCUGCCCCCAGCUGGGCUGCUGUGUCCAUUGCCUAUCCCUAGCUUGGUCCCAGAUCGCUCUGGACUUUGUUACCGGUCUACCUCCUUCUGAAGAGGUCCUCAGUUCUCAUCCCUGGUAUGGAAUGAAUUCUGUAAAGCGGUGGGCGCAGCAGCCAGCUUGUCGUCAGGAUAUCAUCCGCAGACCAACGGGCAGACGGACCGGGCAAACCAGUCCCUUGAAUCUGCCGUCCGUUGUGUUGCCGCAGGCAACCCCUCCUCCUGGAGCUCAUUCCUCCCAUGGAUUGAAACAGAAGCAGGCAGUGGCAGUCCCCGCCGUCAAGGAUCAUCUCCGGAGAAUCCAGGCAGUGUGGAAAGAUGUCAGAGCGGCGUUGACCCGAUCCGCCGCACGCAAUAAACAGCUCGUGUACCGUCAUCGCUCCCCGACGCCCGAAUACAAGAUCAUCAAUCCCACUUCCGUCCAAUUGAAGCUUCCACAGUCUGUGAAAAUUAAUCCCACAUUGCACGUCUCUUUGCUGAAGCCUGUCUCCACCUGCGCCCUAAACCCGCUGGCCAAACCCCCUCCACCCCACAGGGUUAUUGAUGACCAUCCGGCCUUCACGAUGUUGCGCAUCCUUGACGUGAGGCCUAGGGGGAGGGGGUUCCAGUACCUUGUCGACUGGGAAGGGUACGGGCCGGAGGAGCGUUCUUGGAUUUCCCGGAAGCUCAUUCUCGAUCCUACUAUUUUGGACGACUUCUACGCGGCUCACCCGGGAAAGCCUGGCAGGACGCCGGGAGGCGUCCGUUGAAGGGGAGGUACUGUCAUAUACUGCCCUGCAGUUCCAUUAUUGGA